GAAUUCCUUUAAAUACAAGAAGAAUAGUGAUGAAAAGGGAACAAACCAAAUCAUUACCGCUCGUAACCUAACCAACUAGCCAUGGCACAUGAGCAAGUCCUAUUUAUGAUCCUCUUCCUUCUCUUAACUAUCCCUCUUAUUCUCUUCCCCACCCUAACCUCAAAACUAUUUCAAUCACACCACCCUCGACUCCCUCCAAGCCCCUUAGCCCUACCCAUCAUCGGCCACUACCACCUCCUCGGCCCUCUCCUCCACCGCACCUUCCACAACCUCUCUCACCACUUCGGCCCCUUAUUCUCCCUCCGGCUCGGCUCUCUCCAGUGCGUUGUAGUUUCCUCCCCGGACCUCAUAAAAGAGUUCCUCAGCACCCACGAGCUCUCCUUUAUAUCCCACGGACAGUCCCUCGCUAUUGAAAGCAUGACCUACAACGCUUCCCUUGCAUUUGCACCCUACGGGCCCUACUGGAAGUUCAUAAAAAAAUUGACAGUGAACGAGCUUCUAAGCAACCGUAGCAUCCACAACUCUAUGCCACUUCGAACCCAAGAGUAUCUAAAGCUUCUAAGGCUUUUGGCCAAGAAAGCUGAGAGUUGUGAACCUGUGAAUCUCACUGAGGAGUUUCCAAAGCUCUGGAACAAUGUGACUGUGGACAUGAUUUUGGGGACAAAGGGUUCCAGCGCAGAAGGAAGGGUGGCGCGGGCGGAGGAGGCGAGGCUGGUGGUGCGGCAGGCCACGAGACUUUUUGGAGAGAUGAGUUUGUGUGACUUUUUUUGGGUUUGUAAGAAGUUGGAUUUGGGAGGGUUUGUGAAGAGAAUUGGGGAUACGCAUAAGAGGUUUGAUGUGUUAGUGGAGAAGAUUAUAAGAGAAAGAGAAGAAAUGAGAAACAAGGAGAAGAAGGAGGAGGUCAAAGAUUUUCUUGAUAUUUUGGUUGAUAUGUUGGAGGAUGAGAGUUUGGAGGUUGAAUUUACAAGAGUUCACCUUAAGGCUCUAAUUACGGAUUUAUUCACGGCCGGAACAGACACAAACGCAAUUUCACUAGAAUGGGCGUUGGCAGAGCUCAUCAAUCACCCAAGGGUGCUCGAGAAAGCGAGGGAGGAGAUCGACCGAGUCAUCGGGAAUAAACGACUCGUCGGAGAACCGGACGUGCCAAAUCUUCCAUACCUCCAAGCCAUCAUAAAAGAAACAUUUAGACUACACCCACCAGUGUCUCUGGUCACAAGAAAAUCUGGACAACAAUGUAAGGUUGGAGGGUAUGACAUCCCAACAAAUACCAUGUUGUUUGUGAAUGUUUGGGCCGUUGGAAGGGACCCGAAGAUCUGGGACUGCCCAUUGGACUUUUGGCCUGAAAGAUUCCUACAACUAGGUUCGGACAACAAGGUGAAUUCAGUAGAUGUGAGAGGGCAACAUUUCCAACUGCUUCCUUUUGGGUCUGGGAGGAGGGUGUGCCCUGGUGUGAACUUGACCAUGAAAAUGCUACCUGGGGUACUUGCAGCUAUGAUCCAGUGCUUUGAUUGGAAGGUUGUCGGGUCCGACCGCAAUAAUAUGAACCGUGAUGAUGUUCUUGAAAUGGAUGAACGGCCCGGAUUUACUACUCCAAGGGCGCAUGAUCUUGUGUGUAUUCCAGUUGCCCGAUUCAGCUCACUCAACAUCCUUGAUCCAUAAACUACAGGGGAAUGGGGGGUUUAAACUCAAGGACCGGUGGAUUGAGGAGGAAGACCUUAUCCACCUGUACAAUCCCCACUUUCGCUAACUCUUAUGUGGUCACAAAAAUAUUAUGAACAUUAGUGUGCUGUAAUGUGUGUUUUCAUUUGUACUCUAAUAAAGAAAUCUUCAA
This is a messenger RNA of Malus domestica (apple), 1831 nucleotides long. Its product is annotated as (2S)-flavanone 2-hydroxylase-like. Gene Ontology annotation, cellular component: membrane. Gene Ontology annotation, molecular function: heme binding; oxidoreductase activity, acting on paired donors, with incorporation or reduction of molecular oxygen, NAD(P)H as one donor, and incorporation of one atom of oxygen; iron ion binding. Lineage: Eukaryota; Viridiplantae; Streptophyta; Magnoliopsida; Rosales; Rosaceae. The record is from RefSeq and is a predicted model, not a curated record.